AUGCGAGACCUCGUGGCUCAGGUAACGAGCAGCCUGCUGCAGUUUCCCGAGGUGACUGUUCAGGCUCUUGGGGAAGAUGAGACCACCCGAGGGUCUGUGCUGCGCGGGCAGUUCUGCAGAGGGAGAGAUGGGCUGGCCUGGCUGGCUUGUGUCCUCAGCUGGAGGUCAUGGACGCUGUGACGGGAGAGGGGCUCUCUGCACACCGUGUCAGCGGAGCCCAUGAGCAGCCUCCCACCAUCCGCGUGGUGAAGGAGGUUUCCUGGCAGACGGGAACGGGGCUGCUGGUUGCCUUGAGAGAAGCAGAGGGAAGUGUUCUCUGCCUGUACGACCCCGGAACAUCGAGAGUGGUUAAAGCAGUUGUUCUGCCAGGAAGGGUAACUGGUAUAGAGCCCAUAACUAGUCCCGGAGGAGCCAGCGUGAGCCCUCAGCACCUACACCGGGCUCUGCAAGGGCUCUUUGGAGUGGCAGCGGUGGCAACAGAUGGUGGUCAUCUCCUUCUGGUGGACCUGUGUUUGGAUGAUCUCUCUUGCAGCCAGAGCGAAUAUGAACCGUCGGGACUAACAGUUGCCACCAGAAUUGCUGCUGGAGUUCCACAAGGAAGAGAAACUGUGGCCAGAGAAGGGAGACAUCUCUGCUUUCAACUGCAAAGCCCUUCAGGAACAGCAAUAUCGACCCCGUGCUACAUCAGCAGAAGCAACCAGCUCGCUGUGGGUUCUUCCGAUGGCUGCCUGUCACUGUGGGAUGUGAAAACUCUGAAGCAGGAGCACUGCUCUCAGCUUGAAGGAGGAAGGAUGCCUGUCUACGCUGUUACUUUUCAAGAGCCUGAGAAGGAUCCUCACAACUAUUGCUACUUGUGGGCUGUUCAGUCUACACAAGAAAGUGAAGGCGAUGCUGUGAGUUUACACCUGUUGCGGUUAGAAUUCGGUGACAGGAGACGCUUGCCAUCAGGACAAGUCAUGUAUGAGCGUUUGGCAUCCUGUGUUGAAAAGUACAGUUUAGACCUCACGGGCAGAGCCUUUCCCUUGAGAGGGCAGAGCAGCAAGACCAAACUACUCAGCUGCCAGGCUGUAGAAAUCUUUCCCAACCACGUUGGCAGAGAAGAUAGUGUUGAUGAAGUCAUAUCUCCUGACACCAGUGUAUCAGUCUUCAGCUGGCAAGUGAAUACACGCGGUCAGGGAAAGCCAUCUACUUAUGUGGGUGUAUUUGACUUUGACUGCUGGUAUCAUGCUCAAAUGCCAGGCUCACUAAGGCCAGAAGAAUCCCUUCAGGACUGCCCCUAUUUUGCACGGUGGUCACUGGACACCGUCACAAGCAUGACUUCUCCCAACCACAUUUUGGAUAUUGUGGUGCAGGAGCGCAGCCUAAAUUGGACAGUUCCUCCUUCUUAUCCACUACCUGAGCAGUGUUUUCAUCCAAGCACCUAUAAAUUUGUGCGAUGA
Molecule: messenger RNA, 1439 nt
Organism: Phalacrocorax carbo (great cormorant)
Lineage: Eukaryota; Metazoa; Chordata; Aves; Suliformes; Phalacrocoracidae
Source: RefSeq, a predicted model, not a curated record